This is a messenger RNA of Ailuropoda melanoleuca (giant panda), 3548 nucleotides long. RefSeq names its product SREBF chaperone (gene SCAP). Bases 99 to 3440 code for a protein of 1113 amino acids. The record is from RefSeq and is a predicted model, not a curated record. Gene Ontology annotation, molecular function: sterol binding; protein binding. NCBI's taxonomy places the organism in Eukaryota, Metazoa, Chordata, Mammalia, Carnivora, Ursidae. Gene Ontology annotation, cellular component: SREBP-SCAP complex; endoplasmic reticulum membrane; Golgi membrane. The transcript is spliced from 20 exons. Gene Ontology annotation, biological process: regulation of cholesterol biosynthetic process; SREBP signaling pathway.
GUACCUGCAGAUGGUGUCCAUUGUCAGUGCUGUCCAGCGCACACCAGGCUGAUCCAUGGUCACUUUCCGGGAUGGCAGCAAGGUGACUUCAGCUGAGGAUGACCCUGACUGAAAGGCUGCGCGAGAAGAUAUCUCAGGCCUUCUACAACCAUGGGCUGCUCUGCGCAUCCUACCCCAUCCCUAUCAUCCUCUUCACGGGGCUCUGCAUCUUAGCCUGCUGCUGCCCGCUGCUGAAACUGCCCCUGCCAGGGACAGGACCGGUGGAGUUCACCACGCCCGUGAAGGACUACUCGCCCCCGCCUGCGGCCCCUGACCACAAACCAGGGGAGCCCAGUGAGCGGCCAGAGUGGUACGUGGGUGCCCCCGUGGCUUACAUCCAGCAGAUAUUUGUGAAGUCCUCGGUGUCUCCCUGGCACAGGAAUCUCCUGGCAGUGGAUGUGUUCCGUUCCCCUCUGUCCCGGGCAUUCCAGCUGGUGGAGGAGAUCCGGAACCACGUGCUGAGAGACAGUUCCGGUACCAGGGGCCUGGAGGAGGUGUGCCUGCAGGUGACCGACCUGCUGCCAGGCCUCAGGAAGCUCCGGAACCUACUUCCUGAGCAUGGGUGCCUGCUGCUGUCCCCUGGGAACUUCUGGCAGAAUGACCGGGAACGCUUCCAUGCUGAUCCUGACAUCAUCGGGACCAUCCACCAGCACGAGCCCAAAACCUUACAGACCUCAGCCACGCUCAAAGACUUGCUCUUCGGCGUUCCUGGGAAGGACAGCGGGGUGAGCCUCUACACCAGGAAGAGGAUGGUCUCGUACACCAUCACACUGGUCUUCCAGCGCUACCAUGCCAAGUUCCUGGGCAGCCUGCGGGCCCGCCUCAUGCUCCUGCACCCCAGCCCCAACUGCAGCCUGCGCGCCGAGAGCCUGGUCCACGUGCACUUCAAGGAGGAGAUUGGCAUUGCCGAACUCAUCCCCCUCGUCACCACCUACAUCAUCCUGUUCGCCUACAUCUACUUCUCCACACGCAAGAUCGACAUGGUCAAGUCCAAGUGGGGGCUGGCUCUGGCUGCCGUGGUCACAGUGCUCAGCUCGCUGCUCAUGUCUGUGGGGCUCUGCACACUCUUCGGCCUGACACCCACCCUCAACGGCGGCGAGAUUUUCCCCUACCUUGUGGUGGUUAUUGGGUUAGAGAACGUGCUGGUGCUCACCAAGUCCGUGGUCUCGACCCCAGUGGACCUCGAGGUGAAGCUGCGCAUCGCCCAAGGCCUCAGCAGUGAGAGCUGGUCCAUCAUGAAGAACAUGGCCACGGAGCUGGGCAUCAUCCUCAUUGGCUACUUCACCCUGGUGCCCGCCAUCCAGGAGUUCUGUCUGUUUGCCGUCGUGGGCCUGGUGUCAGACUUCUUCCUUCAGAUGCUGUUCUUCACCACUGUCCUUUCCAUUGACAUUCGCCGGAUGGAGCUAGCAGACCUGAACAAGCGGCUGCCCUCGGAGGCCUGCCUGCCCCCAGCGAAACCAGUGGGGCGGCCAGCACGCUUCGAGCGGCAGCUGGCCGUGCGGCCCUCCACACCCCACACCAUCACACUGCAACCGUCCUCCUUCCGAAACCUGCGGCUACCCAAGAGGCUGCGCGUCAUCUACUUCCUGGCCCGCACCCGCCUGGCACAGCGCCUUAUCAUGGCCGGCACCGUCGUCUGGAUUGGCAUCCUGGUGUACACAGACCCAGCAGGGCUGCGCACCUACCUUGCCGCCCAGGUGACCGAACAGAGCCCGCUGGGCGAGGGCGCCCUGACUCCCAUGCCCGUGCCUAGUGGCGUGCUGCCCGCCAGCCACCCGGACCCUGCCUUCUCCAUCUUCCCACCUGAUGCCCCUAAGUUACCCGAGAACCAGACGUUGCCUGGAGAGCCACCUGAGCCUGGGGGCCCAGCAGAGGGUGCCCAUGACAGCCCUGUCCCGGAGGUAACGUGGGGGCCUGAGGAUGAGGAACUCUGGAGGAGGCUCUCCUUCCGCCACUGGCCUACGCUUUUCAGCUAUUACAACAUCACACUGGCCAAGAGGUACAUCAGCCUGCUGCCCGUCAUCCCGGUCACGCUGCGCCUGAACCCCAGAGAGGCUCUGGAGGGGCGGCACCCCCAGGACGGCCGCAGCGCCUGGCGCCCGCGACAGCCCGGACCAAGUGGGCUCUGGGAGGCCGGCCCCAGGGCGCCGGGCGUGGCGCCGGCCCACGGCGACGACCCCUGCCUGAUCGACACCAACUUCUCGGCCCAGCCGAGUCUCUCGGAACCCACGCAGCCCGAGCCCCGGCACCGGGCAGGCUGCAGCCGUGCUCGCGACGGUCCGGGCUACGACUUCAGCCGCCUGGUGCAGCGCGCGUACCAGGAGGACGGCCUGGCGCCCAGCCGCACGCCAGCCCUGCGCCCGGCCUCCCCUGGGCCCGGGCCGCCCCUGACCCCCGAGGACGAGGGGGGCUGUCCUCCCGAGAAGGGCUCCCCUUCCCUGGCCUGGGCCCCCAGCGCAGACGGCUCCAUCUGGAGCUUGGAGCUGCAGGGCAGCCUUAUCGUGGUGGGGCGGAGCAGCGGCCGCCUGGAGGUGUGGGACGCCAUCGAGGGCACACUGCGCUGCAGCAGCGAGGAGGUGUCCUCGGGCAUCACGGCCCUCGUCUUUCUGGAUAAAAGGAUUGUGGCUGCCCGACUCAACGGUUCCCUGGAUUUCUUCUCCUUGGAGACCCACACUGCCCUCAGCCCCCUGCAGUUCCGAGGGACUCCAGGGCGGAGCAGUUCCCCCACGUCCCCUGUGUAUAGCAGCAGUGACGCAGUAGCCUGUCGCCUGACCCACACCGUGCCCUGUGCACACCAGAAACCCAUCACAGCCCUGAAGGCCGCGGCUGGGCGACUCGUGACUGGGAGCCAGGACCACACGCUGAGAGUGUUCCGUCUGGAGGACUCGUGUUGCCUCUUCACCCUGCAGGGCCACUCGGGGGCCAUCACAGCUGUGUACAUUGACCAGACCAUGGUGCUGGCCAGUGGAGGACAAGAUGGGGCCAUCUGCCUGUGGGAUGUGCUGACCGGCAGCCGGGUCAGCCACAUGUUCGCUCACCGUGGGGACGUCACCUCCCUCACCUGUACCACGUCCUGCGUCAUCAGCAGUGGCCUGGAUGACCUCAUCAGCAUCUGGGAUCGGAGCACCGGCAUCAAGCUCUACUCCAUUCAGCAGGACCUAGGCUGUGGUGCAAGCUUGGGGGUCAUCUCCGACAACCUGCUGGUGACUGGCGGCCAGGGCUGUGUCUCCUUUUGGGACCUAAACUAUGGGGACCUGUUACAGACCGUCUACCUGGGGAAGAACAGUGAGGCCCAGCCCACCCGCCAGAUCCUGGUGCUGGACAACGCCGCCAUCGUCUGCAACUUUGGCAGUGAGCUCAGCCUGGUGUACGUGCCCUCCGUGCUGGAGAAGCUGGACUGAGCGGGGGCGGGAGCUGCGGUGCACCGCUGAGUCUUCCGGAAGCUGUCUCUGAACUGUCCUGUCCUGCCUUAUGACUGUAAUGAUAUUAAACUUUUUUUUUUUUUAAUC